AUGGAAGAAUGUGCGGAAGAGUUAGGAAGUGCCUCCCUAGGAUCUCCAAUCCGAGUGAUCAAGACCAUCCGCACCCCUAUGAGAUUUGUUACAGAGUUGUUAAAAAAAGAUCCUUCUGUGAAGGUCAUCCAUUUACUGCGAGACCCUCGCGGUCUAAUCAAUUCCUGGAUAACAUACGAUUAUAAACCAAAGAAAGAUAUUCUUCCUCAGUAUGUGUGUAACUUAAUAGGAGACGAUUUGAAGACAAGAUACGAAUUGGAGAAACAAUACCCGGGAACUUUCCUUGAAGUGAUCUAUGAGGAUCUGGCACAACACCCUAUGGAGAUGCUGCAUAAGAUAUACGGCUGGUUGGGAGUGCCCGUUGACCCCAAGGUCACUGAUUGGCUUAACAAGAGUACACACAGUGAUAAAGACGGAAAAUUUUUGGAUACAUAUAAAAAAAAUUCCACGGCGGCUGCAUAUUCUUGGAUAAAGAAGAUUUCAGUGGAACGGUUAAACUUGAUUAACAAGUUUUGCGGUGAUCUUAUCUCACAUGGUAAUUUCCCCACGAUAUCUUCAGAAGCAGAGUUGGAUGAGUUUACCGUGCCCGACAGAACCCUCUGA
Messenger RNA from Liolophura sinensis, 603 nucleotides. RefSeq names its product carbohydrate sulfotransferase 1-like. Gene Ontology annotation, molecular function: N-acetylglucosamine 6-O-sulfotransferase activity. Gene Ontology annotation, biological process: sulfur compound metabolic process; N-acetylglucosamine metabolic process. NCBI's taxonomy places the organism in Eukaryota, Metazoa, Mollusca, Polyplacophora, Chitonida, Chitonidae. The record is from RefSeq and is a predicted model, not a curated record. The transcript has a single exon. Bases 1 to 603 code for a protein of 200 amino acids.